Molecule: messenger RNA, 2529 nt
Organism: Ustilago hordei
Lineage: Eukaryota; Fungi; Basidiomycota; Ustilaginomycetes; Ustilaginales; Ustilaginaceae
Product: putative anthranilate synthase component II
Exons: 1
Coding region: 1-2529 (842 amino acids)
Biological process (GO): L-tryptophan biosynthetic process
Cellular component (GO): cytosol
Molecular function (GO): phosphoribosylanthranilate isomerase activity; indole-3-glycerol-phosphate synthase activity
Source: RefSeq, a predicted model, not a curated record
AUGUCAGUCCCUUCGGAAGGCCUUGUAUCGGUCGCCUCCAACGUGCAACCUCAGUCCAUCGGCACAGGCUCUCGCGCUGCUCGUGGCAAGACGGUGCUCAUCGACAACUACGACAGCUUCUCGUACAAUGUGGUUCAGUUCCUAGCUGAGGCUGGUGCUGACCUUGUCGUUUACCGUAACGACAAAGUCACACUCGAAGAAAUCGAAGCCCUCAACCCCGCCAACAUAGUCAUCAGCCCUGGGCCUGGCCACCCUCUCCACGAUUCAGGCAUUAGCAUUCCAGUCAUCAAGCACUUCGCCGGCAAGAUUCCCAUCCUUGGUGUCUGCAUGGGUCUACAGUCCAUCUACUCUGCCUACACCGGUCUUGUCGACUUUGCUGGCGAGAUCGUCCAUGGCAAGACUUCCGAGAUCGCUCACGACGGCAAAGGUAUCUAUGCUGGCCUCCCCGCCCAUGGCGUCAUCGGAACAAGGUAUCAUAGUCUUGCUGCCCAGCUUCCAAGCUUGCCAAAGGAGCUUGUUGUCACUUCCAAGACUGCCAGCGGUGUGGUCAUGGGUAUCCGACACACCCGCUACACUGUUGAAGCCGUGCAGUACCAUCCCGAGAGCAUUCUGAGCGUUGGUGGCCGCGAGAUGAUGGUCAACUUUCUCAGCUGGACUGGAGGCACUUGGGAUGCCAACCCUCAGGCCAAGGUGGAUGCUGCUGCCAUCGAGCGUGCUGAGAGCACCACCGAGCCUGUCCUUGCCAUGGCUGCCACUGAUGAUGCUGCAAACGGUGCUCCCGCCCCUGCCGCUGCUGCUCCUGCUGGCACUAAUGGACAAGCCGCUGCUGCAACAGGCAGUGUCGGCACUAUCCUCGAAAGGAUCCACGUGCAGCGACUCAAGGACAUCGCUGCCACAAAGGCUGUUCCUGGCUUCUCGCAGCGCGACCUCGACAUCUCUCUCUCGCUUCAUCUUGCGCCACCACUUAUCAACUUCCCCGAAAGGCUUCAGCGCAACGCUUCUCGCGGUCUGCCCGGUGUGAUGGCCGAGAUGAAGCGUGCCAGUCCCAGCAAGGGCGACAUCGACCCUAACGCACAUGCUGGUGCUCAGGCCCUCGCAUACGCUCGCGGUGGUGCCAGCGUCAUCAGCGUCCUCACCGAGCCCAAAUGGUUCAAGGGCACCAUUCACGAUCUUUCCCUCGCCCGACGUGCAGUUGACCACCUCCCCGACCGCCCUGCCAUCUUGAGGAAGGACUUUAUCGUCGACACCUACCAGAUUGCCGAGGCGAGAUUGGCCGGUGCCGAUACAGUUUUGCUCAUCGUCGCCAUGCUUACCGACGAGCACCUCAAAGAGCUGUACGACUACAGUCUCAGUCUCGGCAUGGAGCCCCUUGUCGAGGUCAACAACCCUGAAGAGAUGACCCGUGCCAUCCGUCUCGGUGCCAAGGUCGUCGGUGUCAACAACCGCAACCUGCACGACUUUAACGUCGACAUGGAGACGACAUCGCGCCUUGCCGAUGCGGCUAACAAGGGCGGUGUCAUCUUGUGCGCUCUCAGUGGUAUCAGCGGCCGCAGCGAUGUUGCCAAGUACCUCAAGGAAGGUGUUGGUGCCGUUCUGGUCGGUGAAGCAUUGAUGCGUGCUAAGGACAAGCGUGCUUUCAUCCACGACUUGCUCGGUUUGCCUUCGACUGUUUCGGCUGCUGAGACUGUCGCUGGUUCUGUUGUUGGACAUGGCUCGCUGGUCAAGAUCUGCGGUCUGUCUACUGUUUCGGCUGCGGUUGCUGCUGCCGAAGCUGGUGCGGACAUGCUAGGUAUGAUCCUUGCUCCUGGCACAAAGCGCACUGUGCCCCUCAACCAGGCAGCUGAGAUUAUCAAAGCUGUUCGCUCGCUCCCCGGCUCCACAUCUGCCGAUGCCUCCUCUCUUGAUGUCAACGCCAUUGCCGGGUCAAUCGAAGAAGGCGUCACACCCGAGGACUGGUUCUCACUUACAGCCAAGAAAGUCAGAUCGCGCGUCGGUCGUCGACCUCUCAUCGUCGGUGUCUUCCGCGAUCAACCUCUCGCUGAAGUCGCAGCUACUGCUCAACAGCUCGAUCUUGAUGUAGUCCAACUCCACGGUCGAAGCGAGGCUACAGAAUGGGCCAAGUUCCUCCCUGGACGUCUUGUCAUUCGAGUUUUCUCCGUCGGUCUAGAUGCCACGAUCGGUAAAGACCUUCUCAGGGAGGUGAACAGACCAGGAUACCACCAUCUCGCAGCACUAGACACUGCCGGUACUGCCUCAGGUGGAGACGGAGGGUCAGGCCAGUCUUUCGACUGGUCGAUUGCUCAGCAAAUUAGAAACGCCGACCCUUUGCCAGCUGUUGUGGGUGGGUCGGACCUGAGAUCUAUGCCUGUAUUGCUUGCUGGUGGUUUGACCGCUGCGAAUGUGGCUGAGGCGAUCAAGAUCGCUCAGCCCUUGGGUGUGGAUACUAGCUCUGGUGUCGAGACAGAUGGGAAGAAGGAUUUAGCCAAGAUCAAGGCCUUCGUUGCCGCUGCUAAGGCUGCGUCUGCCUAA